Messenger RNA from Paramecium sonneborni, 1092 nucleotides. The record is from the annotation of a GenBank genome assembly. Lineage: Eukaryota; Ciliophora; Oligohymenophorea; Peniculida; Parameciidae.
AUUUUAUUUUGUGAUCACUAUGAUUUUAGAAUCAUUAAAGAUAGACGAAACUAUUUUAAUUGGUGAACAUAUAGUGGAGGAGCAGUAAAUCCUAUAAAAUUUAUAAAUAGAAACUAAAGUAUAGACCAUUAAAUAAAAUAAUAUUUAAAUAUUAUUAACUUCUCUGUGUCUCCAAAUUAGUAGAUUUUAUCUAUAUUUGAAAAUAAAUUUUAGGGUUAAAUGAUAAAUUGCCCUAAGAAUAAUAAAUCAAAAAUAAAGAAGUUGAGAAUCAAAAUUUUUAAUAUUGAGAAGUGGUAGAUAAUAUAUUAAGGUUAUUUAAAAUCUCAUGCUCAGAUAAAUAUAUAUUAAAAAUACUCAUAGGAUUCAAACUUUUUAAUUUGUUAUGGAGGGGAAAAUAUUGUAAUAAUAGAUAUUAAGAAAUAAAAAGAAUUUGUCAUAGAUUAUAUAAAAUAAAAGUUAACUUUAUUUACUUUUGAUAUUCGUAAUAAUUUUUAUCUUUAAAAGGAUGGAAUAUUUAUUUAACUUACCUUAGAAAAUGAUAAAUGGAAUGAAAAAUAAAUAUUCACUUACUUAACUGAUGUAGAAAUUAAAUAUUUCUAAGUACUUGAUCCUAAUUAUGCUUUAAUUGUUAAAUCUUAGUAGUAAUAAAUAAUCUUUAGAAAUAAUUAACAUGUUGUACAUUCAAGAAAAGUAAUUAUUUAAUCAAAUAAACCUGAAAUCUCUAUUUAUAAUAACAUUAUAGUCGAAAUGUAUGUUUUUGUAUUAAAAAAAUACUUUAUUCGAUAAUUAAGAAAUGGUAAAAUGAUUAGAAAAGUUUAAGUUUGUGAUGAUAGAACUUAAUAGAUAUAUUAAGAUGCAAAUGGAUUAUACCAUAUUUCAACAUAGAGACUUUAACAAAAUCUUUAUAAAUUAAGUAGUUUCGACAUUUUACGUGGGUAAAUUUUAAACAAGAGAAUAUAAUUUGCCUCUCAAUAUUUAGAAGAAUUUUUUAUUAUUUAAAUCUACGGAAAUUUAAUUAUCAUGCUAAGUCAAUUUAGAAAAAUAUUAAGAUGUUUUUGUGUUAAUACAGAAAAAAAUAAUAUUAAACAAUGA